Messenger RNA from Microplitis demolitor, 1529 nucleotides. RefSeq lists its product as uncharacterized. The record is from RefSeq and is a predicted model, not a curated record. Lineage: Eukaryota; Metazoa; Arthropoda; Insecta; Hymenoptera; Braconidae. The transcript is spliced from 6 exons. Bases 747 to 1286 code for a protein of 179 amino acids.
GAGUUUUAUUGACUGGCUAAAUCAAGUACAAUAUUAAUUAUUACUGGAGCCUUAAAAUUUAAUGCAAAAUCUUGAGUCAUUAUUCUUGAAAAACAUCAAUUAAUCUGCGUAAAAGUGCUGCUUACUUGAACUAUUAAGGAGAGAUUUGUGAUAUAAAAAAAAUUUUGAAUUUUAUCAUUUUCCAUGAUCACAAAAUUUCAGUAUUGGCUCAGGACAAAAACAAACUUAUACUAAUCGAUAUAUAAAUACGUCUCCAAACAUGUUUAUACUUCUAUACAAGAGAAAUUUCAAUGAAAAAUAAAUUUAUCGUCAAUAAAUAUCGUCUAGAAAAUUGAAAAAUCUACACGAACAUUUUUUUCUAAUUUGAAAAAAAUUUUUUUUUUCUAAAGUUAUAAGGUUUUUUAUUUUAAAAAUGGUGGAUGUUGGCUAACUUUAGGGUCGUGAGUACUGUGUCUUGAUGAAAAUGAAGACUCUCCGAUAAUUUAAGAAAAUUAAUAACAACAUAUAAAAUAUUUCGGAUCAAAUGGAACUCAAGACGUAAAAUUUGUGGUGGGGAUUCAGGACUUCAAGAUUAAGAUAUAGAAUCGAAAUGAGUCAGUUGAGUUUCUUCAGCCCUUUUAAGAAGGUUGUGUAAUAAAGUAGAAAUUUUUUUUUUACAAUAUAUUAUUAAAUUGAAAAAUUUCCACUUUUAUAUUAUCAAUUGUUUUAAAUAUAAAUAUUAAAAAAAUAUUUAAUAAGUUUUUAACAUGGAGAAAAAUAUGAAGAAGGAAGUUAUAGUCUUAAGCAAAUGUUGCUGUUUUAGUCUUAAAACCGGGACAUUAGUGCUUUCUAUCAUUGACAUUAUAUUGAAUAUUUUGGUAGCUUUUAUGCUGAUAAUGGUUUAUUAUACAAUAUAUAAUAAUGCUAGCAAUACCGGAAACGAAGAACUAAGACCACGUAAUGAUUUUGGUCGUUAUUUGAUCGGCAUUCUCAUCAUUAAACAAAUUGCAGAAAUUUUUAUAAAUUUCGGUGUGAUCUUCGGUUCUCACAAGAAAUCCAUUAAUGGUACAGUGAUGAAAAUGAUGGCAAACUUGAUUUCUUUUAAAAAAAACUUAUUAGCUGCAUCAACAUUAUGGGUUUGGAUGUGUAUUAUCAGAAGCUUUCGUGUUUCUGUAGGAUUCGGAUUAAUAAUGUUAUUUAGUGGAAGUUUAUACUCAAUUGGUUGUUAUUGCGCCUGGUUAGUUAUUUACAAUCGAUUCAAAGAAAUACAAGAUAAAGAAAAGCUUCCCAUUACUUACAAUCCGUAAAUGAAAAAUAUAUAUUGAAUAUUUAUUAAUGAGCUUAUAUGGUGGUAUCGAGUCGAAAAUGUUCCCGAAAUUUUCAACUCCAAAUUUUUAUACCCUAGCCUAUAAAUUUUAAGCUCUAAAAAUCUGAACAGCCAUUAAGAUAUAAAAUCUUGCGCCUCAUUUCCCAAAAUACAUAAGUAUAGUUUUUAUAAGGUUCAACUCUGAUGUUUCACAAAAAGAUUUGGAUAAUAAAAAUUUAAAACU